AUGAAGCUGUUCGUUGUGCUUGCGUUGACUGCCUACGUGCUGGGAGUGGCCUACUCCAGUCCCGUCGAUCCACGUACGAUCGAUUGGACGCUGGUGCGUACCCUCCACCAGACGGAUGCCAUCCGGGCUAAGCAAGGACUUCCGCCUCUAACGGACGACGAAGUUCGUUCGUCGCGUGUCGCCGAUGGACAGAUCGCGAGUCCUACUCAGUUCCCUUGGGCUGCCGGUGUUCUCAUCUCCGGAUCAUCGUCGCACAGUUUCUGCAGUGGAGUGUUGAUCUCUCGCCGCCAUGUUCUCACCGCGGCCGUGUGCAUUUCUGGAUCACCAACGCUUACCGUUCUCUUGGGCGCAUCCGACAUGACCCGCAUUGAGGAGUUCAUCCCGGUGUCGAACAUCCUGUCGCAUCCGAACUACAGCUCCUUCUUCAACCGGGACGACAUCGCCAUUCUGACGUUGUCGAAUGAGGCUCCCCUCCGCGAUACGAUUCGUCCGGUAGAACUCCCUCGCUUCAGCGAUGUGGGCAAUAGCUUCAACAACUGGGCUGCCACGACCGCCGGCUGGGGCAAUACGGGUCGUCGCGAGAACGAACCGAUCCCCAUCCCAAAUCUGUACUUUGCCGUCGAUUCAGUCAACUCCAACUUUGUCUGCGGAUUGUCGCACACGUUUAUCCGCGAUACCCAUAUUUGUACCUCGACCGACAACGGAGGCCCAUGCAACGGUGAUGAAGGAGGCCCAGUGACAGUCAGUGAGGGUGGCCGCACGUUCCUCGUCGGCAUUCACUCGUUCCACUUCUCCGGACUGUUCGGAUGCGAUCGUGGCCGAUCCGCUGUGCAUACCCGUAUCACCGAGUACCUGGGAUGGAUUCAACAGAACUCGGAUGCAGUCAUUCAGUAA
Molecule: messenger RNA, 894 nt
Organism: Anopheles coustani
Lineage: Eukaryota; Metazoa; Arthropoda; Insecta; Diptera; Culicidae
Product: collagenase-like
Exons: 3
Coding region: 1-894 (297 amino acids)
Biological process (GO): proteolysis
Molecular function (GO): serine-type endopeptidase activity
Source: RefSeq, a predicted model, not a curated record